Molecule: messenger RNA, 781 nt
Organism: Daldinia decipiens
Lineage: Eukaryota; Fungi; Ascomycota; Sordariomycetes; Xylariales; Hypoxylaceae
Exons: 2
Coding region: 187-561 (124 amino acids)
Source: RefSeq, a predicted model, not a curated record
CUUUAAUUUAAAUAACCCAACCCAACCCUCAAGGCAAUAGGGGGGAACACAGGUCUCUGACUUGCUUGAUCUAUCGCGCGAAUCCGACCGGUAGAGACGCAAAAAACCCGAAUUGGAUUUGGCAAGGGAGAUAAGGGAUAUCGAAAAGAAAAGAAGAGAGAAGAAAAUAAAGCAAAUAUAAUCAAGAUGGAGUACUUGACAAAAGAGCCCGAGAACCUCAAUGCUGUCCAGCGGUUUGGCCGCUGGCUUCGGUUGAAGCAGUACCAGAUCGAGGUCACCUUCGGCGUCUACAUGUUCACGUCGGCCGAGAGAUUUAUAUUUUGGUCUGUCGUAUUCCUAUUGUGCAGUCUAUUGACCAUCGCCGUCGUACUCUACCUCCCCCAGCACCUUCUCUUCAUCAUCAGCCGCGCCUGGUUCUACGUCAACGGCGGUGACAGCGGGGUUGCAUCCAACGUGGUCGCAGGCAAUAAGGACGCACUAUCACUAGCAACUUCGUCUAUGGCUAAGACUAUGGCGGCAGUGGCUACUGAGACGGCCGAAUAUAUGAACCGGGAGCUAUGAUUUAUGCACGGAUGAAGCCUCGGGCAUGUUUCUUUCUUGUGCAAACCAGCAGACGACGAAUGAUAUAAUAAUGGUAAUCAGUGGUGCUUGUAUAUGGUGCAGCCUGGUCUACGAGUAAUGGGAUGAGGCGUUAAUGUGCUUGAGUGAGAUAAUAUGGCGUCUGGGUCGAUAGAUUUGUAUCAAUGGGCUCGCGGAUAACUUCCAAGAAGCCCAUUGGGAG